Molecule: messenger RNA, 3408 nt
Organism: Penicillium psychrosexuale
Lineage: Eukaryota; Fungi; Ascomycota; Eurotiomycetes; Eurotiales; Aspergillaceae
Product: putative mucin family signaling protein Msb2
Exons: 1
Coding region: 1-3408 (1135 amino acids)
Biological process (GO): establishment of cell polarity; fungal-type cell wall organization; hyperosmotic response
Cellular component (GO): cell surface; extracellular region; plasma membrane
Molecular function (GO): osmosensor activity
Source: RefSeq, a predicted model, not a curated record
AUGCGUCCCGACGCCAUCUCCGUUCUCGCAGCCUUCCUCGCUGUAGGCGGUCUUGAGCUCGUCGCAGCUCAAGAUGCCCCCGAAGCCCACGUUCAGCGACCCCGUUGGUACUUCCCGCAGGAAGUCAAGCGAACUAUUCGCAGAAACGCUGAGCCCGAACCUGGCUCAAUCUUCGAUGCCGUCUUCGACAACGUGAUUCCUACCCAAGUUUCUUCAUCCACGGCUACCCCCACCCCCGAAACCACCCCCGAACCCUCGGCCGCCGUUCAGCCCCAGCAGGGACAGGAAGUGGUUAUUGUGACCAUCUCGAUCGACCCCAAGAACCCCGAGAUCACCCAUCGUAUCACUGGUACUACGACCAUUGGCGGUGAACCGACUAGUACCACUACCACGACUACGCAGCAGACAGAGGGUUCGAGCACCGAGAACACGAGUACGCAGAACUCCGAGGCCGCAUCUACCGAUGCGGGAGCCACGAGCCAGCAGGGAUCGGUAGUCGACUCAUCAGCCGAGGCCGCUACUACGUCUCCUUCGGCCACGACCUCUAGCGAUGGUAUCCUUAGUGACUUGACCUCGAAUGUGGGCAGUAUCCUCGGAGUUGAUUCUAUCUCCCCGACUACGACCCCGGUCUCAUCGGCUCUGGUACCUUCGCCUACUUCUGCUGCUGCUGCUGCUGCCACUACGUCCUCGACUACGACCCCGGUCUCCGACUCACCGGCUGUAGUUCCUUCGCUUACUUCUACUGCUGCUGCUGCUACAUCAUCUAGCGGUGGUAUCCUCAGUGAUUUGACCUCGGGUGUGGGUAACCUUCUCGGUAGUACUUCCAUAUCCUCGAGUGCAGUCAUAUCCUCGACUACGACCCCAGUCUCCGACUCAUCUGCUGUGGUACCUUCGCCUACUUCUACUGCUGCUGCUGCUGCUACCACAUCAUCUAGCGACGGUCUCUUGAGUGAUUUGACCUCGAAUGUGGGUAACCUUCUCGGUAGUACUUCCACAUCCUCGAGUGCGGUCAUAUCCUCGACUACGACCCCAGUCUCCGACUCAUCUGCUGUGGUACCUUCGCCUGCUUCAACUACUACUGCUGCUGUAUCCUCUAGCGGUGGUAUCCUUAGUGAUUUGACCUCGGAUGUGGGUAACCUUCUCGGUAGUACUUCCACAUCCUCGAGUGCGGUCAUAUCCUCGACUUCGAUUCCCGCCUCCGGCUCAUCGGCUGUGGUAACUUCGCCUACUUCUACUGCUGCUGCUGCUGCUGCCACAUCAUCUAGCGACGGUCUCUUGAGUGAUUUGACCUCGAAUGUGGGUAACCUCCUAGGCAGUAGUGCUAUAUCCUCGACUGCGAUCCCCACCUCCGGCUCAUCGGCUGUGGUAACUUCGCCUACUUCUACUGCUGCUGCUGCUACCACCACAUCCUCUAGCGCCGGUCUCCUGAGUAAUUUGACCUCGAAUGUGGGCAGUAUCCUCGGAGUUGAUUCUAUCUCCUCGACUGCGGCCCCCGCCUCCGGCUCAUCAGCUGUGGUCAGUUCGCCUAUUUCUUCUGCUACUGCUAUAUCUAGCGGCGGUCUCCUUAGUGAUUUGACCUCGAAUGUGGGCAACCUCGUCGGAGGUGGUUCCACAUCCUUGACUACCCCCGUCUCCGACUUAUCAGCUAAGGUAACUUCGUCUGCUUCUUCUACUCCUUUUGCAUCCUCCAGCGACAGUGUCCUUGGUGACCUAACCUCGGGAUUGGGCGGCAUUCUCGGCGAAUCAACAACCUCCGUGUCUGCGACACCCACUGGAUCUUCUAGCGCCAACAAGAUCAGCAGUGCAGCCUCAAGCAUGGCAAGCUCGGGGUCGGAUCUUUCUGCCCUUCUGGGUUUGGGUGACAAGUCUUCCACCGGUAACAGCACAAGUGCUACUGUGUCCUCCGACCCGUAUAGUUCGCCUACCAUUCCAGUCAGCGUGCCUGCGUUUGCUACUAGCUCACCGUUGGCCACCCCCACCCCCACUGGAACUACAACUCCUGGUGAUCUCGUCGGCAGUCUCGUGUCAAGCGUGGAUUCCAUCCUUGGUGUCACCUCUACUGGCACUGGUAGCACUGCUUUGAUUCCGACUGCGUCUAUUCCAAAUGGUAGUCUUCUGCCGUCCAAGUCGACUGCUCUCAUUCCUGGCCAGGGAGGUACCAACACUGGUGCCAUCCCCACCCCGACCAAGACCCUGGGAUCAGUUCCUGUCCCACAGUCGCCCGGAUCUGAUUCUACCUCUACUUCUGAAUCGGCAACUGUCUCUGGUUCUAGUAUCUGGACUCCUUUCUUAGGUACUACUACCACCGCCGCCUCUGUUCCCGGUAGUGCCUCUUACGAGAGCUCCAAGGUUCCCACCCCCACCCCCACCUCUCACUCAGCCUACAUCCCUCUUCCCGUGUCGACUUCGACGACGAGCGAAGAAGUGAGCACGGCUAAGACCACCGUGGAGUCUCAGACGACAGAGAUGCCUACGCUCUCUACCUCCACCUCCACUUCCACUUCCACCUCCAACGACAAUGACUGGAUGCCAUCGACUAUUCUUAUUGUGCCUACCGUCACCGCCACGGAGAGCUCGACCUCCGGUGAGACUGCGAAGCCCACGGCACCACCAUCGCUCCCUGGCUCUAUCACCCCGUCGAAUGAAGUCACCGAGGCUCCGUCUGACUCUAUCUUGCUCCAGCUUGGUUUCAACAGUCAGCUGCCCUGGUCAUUUGUUGCAACUACACCCUUGUCGUCGUCGCAGAUCUUCAACUAUACCCCCCAGGCUAUUGAGAACGCUUUGCCAAACCUCUCUGCUCAGGACAGCCCUGUUAUGUUUGCUAUUGAGCCUUACUACAACUGGCAGUCCACGGGCUAUAACGCCACCAUUGCUAUCUUCUAUUUCCCUCGUGAUAAGGUCGAUGCCCUGAAAACGCUUAAAGUUAACCCCAAUUCUGCUCUCUACACCCAAGCUAGCGAAUCCAUCCAGUCAUUGAUGUCAAUGGUUGACCCCACAAUUCCCCUCGAGUUCUCUGGAAACUACCCCAGUGGCGAAAGCGACUCGACUGGCAGUAUCAAGAAUGGCGGCAGCGAUGACGGCACGGACAGUGGCACUAACGACAACACCGAUGGCUCUGCCGGAAGCUCCAAGGCUAAGGCUAGCUCCGUGGGAAUCGGAGUCGGUGUUGUGGCCGGUGCUGCCGCUUACGGUGCGGGUAUGUUCUGGGUUGCCCGCCGCUACCGCAAGAGAAAGCAGCUGCACCAGCGCUCCAGCUCUACCGCUGAGCAGAUGAGCCAGGGAGGUUCCGCCGCUGGUUCGAUGUUUGCUUCCGGUGGUCGUGCCCCCAGCCAAGGUAGCCGUGGCACUGCUCGUUCACAGAUGAUCAGUGCUCCCGUUAUGGCAGAGAAUUCUUUGGGAUGGAACUAG